Messenger RNA from Plasmodium knowlesi strain H, 1329 nucleotides. RefSeq names its product Plasmodium exported protein, unknown function. NCBI's taxonomy places the organism in Eukaryota, Apicomplexa, Aconoidasida, Haemosporida, Plasmodiidae. Bases 1 to 1329 code for a protein of 442 amino acids. The transcript is spliced from 2 exons. The record is from RefSeq and is a predicted model, not a curated record.
AUGCAUAAAGGAGUGGUUUUGUUGAGUAUAAGGAUCCCCCAAGGGAAGGUUAAACGAGUGCUCAUUAGAGCAGAGGGGAAAAAGCACACAGGCAACUAUGUUAGUGAGGAGGAUAAUGCAAAAUGGAGAGGAAAAUAUCGCAAUAAGUUGGAGAUGGUGGGGAAAUGUCUGUGUGAGGGUUUUCCUCUUGUUGUAUCUUUUUGUCAAGGUGAGUCAUGUGUCUGGCCUGAUGAUGUAAAACCCAGGAGAAUGCUAUGCGGGGUUAUGAAUCCAUGGUGGACAGAGUUUAUCAUAGACACUAGGGAGCUGGAAGAAGGAGUCCAAAAAUUAACGGAGGAGGUAAGAUAUAACGACACCUCGGAAGACGAUGAAGAAGUUAUUGUUUCCAUGGAGUUAAUAAACAGGAAUAUUGCAGCGUUCCUAAGGAUCAACAAGAAAGCCAUACGAAAAUGGUAUAAAGAAUGCCUAAGUGCAAAGUCUAGAUAUUGGCAAAUAAAAAUGAACUUUUGGAAACGGUUCAAAAUGUAUACAUGGUUGGAAUUGUUUUUUGGAGAAAAAACGAGAGGAGUAGAUGACAUGUGGAAAAAUAAAAUGUGGUUAAUUUGGUUCACGUACAUUGAUAGGAUGAUGUGGAUAGAAGAUGUUGAAGAUACAAAUGAAUUUAAGAAAAAAAUAAAAAAGUGUUACUCGUACAUUUAUAUCCGGGAUAGUUACACGAGGAAGAAGAGGCACUUUAGAAAAGUGAAGCAGAAGAAGAUUGUGAAUGCAUGGAAUCAAUUUCUAGAUUCUUAUAUGAACAAGUGGGAAAAGGAGAGAAAGAACAUGGCGAUGAGAAAGUGCACGGCGAGGAAGAAGCAGAAUUUGACGAAACAACCUGUGAAGAAGAGGACGAAGGUCGUUCCCACGUCGUUACCCAUCCCGCGGAGACAAGAUCUUCUGGAGAAUCGUGACGAUGACCACAUUGGCAAUGGAAAUAGCACUGACGGUAUCAUUCGUGGAAGCAUUGAUAGUAGCGUAUUUUUUAAUAGCCUGAGCAAGAAGACGAGGACAGGGUUGAAGGAAAACCCGUCAAGCAAGAGGGCUGCGACAAAAACGCGGCCAAGGAAAUCUGUGCCUACCAAAAUGAAGGUAGCUGAAAAUCGGGCGCACAGAAAGGGGGCUACCAAAAUAGCCGCGGACAAAAGCGCCUCCACACCAAAGAAGCGAAAGGUAAAUGAACGAAGACUACCUGCCCCACCAUCUAUCUGCUAUGCGUUGCGGCAAAUGGACAAACUUGGCGUCCUUGCAACUUUCCCUAAGUGUAACCGGCGUAAAACACCUCUAGAAUAG